UGGCACAGACAGACAGACAGACAGACAGACAGACAAUGUAUACUAGUGUGAUCUCUUCUGAGCUGUGAGGGGAAGCUCUCAUUGCACAGGUCUAAAUAAAGCCAGUGCUAUUGCCCAUAUACAGUACCUCCUCUUCCUGCUGUAUUUAGUUCAAGGGCAAAGUCUGUUUUUGUUAAGUCUACGUGGAAUACACAACAAAAGAACGAAGGUUAAGUUGGUUUUGUGAUUGUGCUGAAGAAUGACUCAAGACAUACAUUGACAAAAUCAAAAUGCAUGGCUGAAAUCGUGGUGCACACAGGAAGGCUUCAUCUUUCUUGAACAUUGGAGCACUUUCUACAACAAGGACUAUCUAUAUAGGUGGGACGGACGGCACUUAAACAGAAAGGGAACUAAUCUACUCAGAGAAAGGAUCCUUGAGGAGGUACAGAAGCAUUUAAACUAGAAAGGAAGGGGGGAGAAAACAAAAAAACAGAAGGGAGACCACAUCAAAACAAGGGCAACAACUCAGUGAUGGAGUUUCUGAAAAGGCUAAUUAGAGUCCUGAAAAUCAUUGUUGGAAGUCUGAUGUCACCCCGAACUAUCCAUGACUGUCUCAUAUCAAAAGCGAUGGCGUUUCUGAAAAAAAUAAUUGGAGUCCCAAAAAUCAUUGUUGGCAUGUUUUUCAAAAUUUCAACCAAGAUUCUUUUGAGGGUUCCAUUCAUGAGCAACUUUGUGUGUGCUGGAACAACAGAAAGAGAAAAGGAGAUUGAAGAAUUGAAACAGGAAUGUGUGGAACUGAAACAGGAUUGUGAUGAAAUUCGAAAGAAAUUCAAUGCAGUGGGAUAUGUUGUAGAAAGAAAAUGGAGUAGCAUAGUUAAAGAUCAAGCUAAAGUGACCCUGAACCCUGACACAGCCAACCCCAGCCUCGCAGUCUCUCCGGACGGCUCACAAGUGAGAUUCAAAGGGGAGGGAUCAGCAGAGUGGCCCAGUGUGCUGAGCAGGGAGGGAUUCACCUCCGGGAGGCACUACUGGGAAGUGGAGGUGGGGGAGAAGGGCUACUGGGCACUGGGCAUCUCCAAAUACCUUGAUGAGAAGAUCAUACCUGAGAAACCAGAGAUGGGCUACUGGCUUCUGAGGCGGUGGAAAGGAAAUAUGUAUGAAGCUGUGAGCCAGUCCCUAGUCCCUCUUACACUGCAACACAAGCUCUAUAAAGUGGGGAUGAUUCUGGACUAUCAGAAAGGAGAGUUAUCAUUUUACAAUGUUUAUGAUGGUAGCACGAGAUAUGAAAUCCACACUUUUAACUACAAAUUCACUGAGGUCUACCCUGUCUUCAGCCCAGGGUCUCACGAUAGAGGACCUUUGAAAAUCACCAGAUUUAAGUCUGGUGAUGGCAAUCCCAAGAGACAACUUUACUGAGGUCAGUCCCAUCUUCAGCUCAGGGUCUCACGAUAGAGGACCUUUGAAAAUCAUCAGCAUUAACUAAAUUGAUAAACACAGAUUCAUAUUCUGUUUUUAAUUCUCGUACAUUUGUUGGUAAUUAUUUUCUGUUUUGAGCAAUGUGCAUUACAGAGAUACAGUUGCAUUCUGAAUUCUAGUUUUAGUGCAGGUUUUAUGAUUUCUAAUUCUGUUAUAUUGUAAAGCAUCUUGAAGUGUUGCACCUGUUAUUGUUAUUGGUACUGUACAUGUUUAGUAUCCUCACCAACAUUAAAUUAUUACCUGGCUGGAACUGUAUAA
Acipenser ruthenus (sterlet) is the source of this 1713-nucleotide messenger RNA. Its product is annotated as E3 ubiquitin-protein ligase TRIM39-like. The transcript is spliced from 12 exons. NCBI's taxonomy places the organism in Eukaryota, Metazoa, Chordata, Actinopteri, Acipenseriformes, Acipenseridae. Bases 511 to 1395 code for a protein of 294 amino acids. Gene Ontology annotation, molecular function: protein binding. The record is from RefSeq and is a predicted model, not a curated record.